This is a messenger RNA of Ruditapes philippinarum (Manila clam), 3610 nucleotides long. RefSeq lists its product as uncharacterized. The transcript has 6 exons. Lineage: Eukaryota; Metazoa; Mollusca; Bivalvia; Venerida; Veneridae. The record is from RefSeq and is a predicted model, not a curated record. Bases 302 to 2185 code for a protein of 627 amino acids.
AAUUGAAAAAAAAACAACUUUUACACUGUUUGUAUAUUACAGUUUGUAUCGGUGUUCUAAAUUUACUGCAUAAACUGUAAAAAGAAAUGGGGAAUAAUCCGAAAUACUGGAGAAUAUGCUUUUACAAUCUCUAUAAAUCAGACAUAUGAUGAAGUCUGACCAGGAAGUCACAAACUCCUCUGUAUAAUUGCAUUGCAUGUCAAUUUAAACAUGUUUUGUUAGACGUGAAUUGCUACUUGAAUAACAUUUAUAAACACACUACAAAUGGUUUUCUUGAGAGUGAAAUAAGUACAUAUAUAAUAUGGCGAACGAUCUGGAAUUUGAAGAUAAAAAACUGACAAUAUACGAACUAUUAAAUACAAAAAAGUUACCGAUUAUUGUGCGGACUUGCGAAGAAGAGGAUGAUUGUUAUGAUUAUUGUCAUGGAAGAAUUUCUGGAAAAACUGAAAUAUUACUUCAGAAGAAACUUAAAUUAAAAUAUGCGCUUAUAAAGGUUUUAAAAUAUUAUGACAAUGAUGUGAUACAGAAGAAAAAUGGUCCAGAAUACGUUCUCGAGCAUGAUACAUAUGUUGGGGAGAAGUUUUACAUACCAGCUAAAUAUCCUGGAACUUUCAGAUUUGCUCAUCGACCAGGAAGUUGGAGAAGGUAUGCUACUAUGUCUCAGGUUCUGGAAGAAUUACCGCGUUAUAUUUCUGUUGGAGAAGGCACUGAAGCGACUGGUAGUUCAGGCAAAAUUGAAAGAAUUCCAGCUAGAUCAAAACUUGAACUUCUGCGAAAAUUCAAUGAUCCAAAUGAUGGAUCUAUAUUGUUAGAAUGUAGUGAUGGAAAUAAAUCUUUCUACUUUUCAAAAAAUGAUCGCAUAAAUUGCACAGAAGUUGAAGAUACAAAGAAGUACCAUUUGUUUGAACUUGUUCGUAACAAGAUGCUGCCGAAGGUGUUUAUGUUCGAGAACGUUGCUUCUAAAGACUGUAUUUUAAUGGAUAAUGAGCUUAACAGUGCACUACUGACUAGUGUGGAAGGACCAAUUGAGUUACUCGAAUUUAAGGAUAUUGAAAUUAUCGUUGGUUGGGUGAGAGAUAAGGAAUCGAAAACAUAUAAAACUGUAGUUAUACCACCUGGGCUUUGGACUGAAUUAAAAGUUCAAGAGAAAAGUCUUCACAGUGAGGGAGAAAAGACUCUUUAUAUUGAAAACAAAUACAAACGUUGUGGUGAGAAUACACAUUUCCUUGAAACAUGUCUCUAUUGGAUGUAUCCUGAUAAAGGCCAAGCAACAUGGUUAAGAAGCCCUGACUUUUACAAACGAGCUCAUGGAAACACACAUAUGUUUGAACCAAUAGCGCAAGAUUUUCAAGAUUCCACUGACGAUGAAGUUUUUACAGACUAUGAAGAAAUAUUUGAGCCCCCACCUCCUUUACCAGAAAGAAAGUCUCAUUCAAGUGAAAGCCAUGAACACCACAAGCGAGCAAAUGAAAAGAGAUCGCUAUUCCACAAAGUGCACAAAGAGUUGUUGAUGAUUGCAAAACAAGUUCAUACAAAAGUUGCUAAAAACGAAGGAAAACCACCAAAAAUACCCAAACGUCCACAUCGUCACCAUGUAACUGACGAUAAAUCGAAAGAAUCGGGUAAUGGCGGCUUAACUAGUGACACAACUGACAAAGCUGUUUCAGAGAUAUCACAUGAAAACUCGACUUCUCGUACUUCGACAAAUUCUGCAGACAGCGAUAUAUAUCAAUAUGGCACAUCCCCUGAAUCGGCAAAUUCCGAGGAUUAUGAAUAUGACUAUCCCGAUAUAGCUUCUACUGUUCAACAUCGGCCGCUACCAAAACCACCGGAAACACAAAAACCUGAAACGGAAUUGUCAACAGCGCAAAAACAUACGAUGCCGACCAAAACUGUACCCAAAUAUGUAUCGCUGACGAUGAAUGAAGCAAAACAUCUGUUUCAGGAAAAUCUUUCAGAGGAAGACUUUUUUCAAUAUACAGUAAUGGAAAUAGAGCAUUGUUUCAAACACUGUGGUCUUGCAAACUUUGCAAAAAUAUGUCUUGAAAAUAGACUUGACGGAUGUUUCUUUAAAAACUUUGAUUUUGAAGAACUGAAAAACGAACCGUUCAGGUUAACAAGUUUUCAAAUUCUUAAAGUCAAAAAAAUGAUCUUCGAUGGAUGGAGACCAAAGGUCUACACAUAAUUUGUUUGCUUUCGAUAAAAUUACCAAGUGGCGGAUUAAGGUCCUUGCUUCAACGUUGCAGCCCCCCGCCCUGAGCUCAGCCCAAAGAUACGUUUAUUAACUGAGCCGGAAUAUUUUCACGGUCCAGUGUUAUGCUUUAUUGGCAGUAGUGUACUUCUCAUUAAAACAUCCGGUUGUUAAUCUCCUACCUGGGGGGGGGGGGGGGGCUUGUCAGAGAUAAUUAUCAGUUAACAUGUUGCAUGUUUGGAUGACUUCAAGGUUAAAGUGGCAUACUUGAUUAGCUUGAUUAAUUUUCCAACGUCUUAAAAAUAAGUUACAAGUACACGCAGUAGUAAAUAUGUGCUUUACGCAGUAGACUAUAAUUUACUGUCUUUAUUUACCUGUUUUCUUCGCCAAACCCCUUAUAAAGAUGAAUUGAAAAGUGUGAUUUAAAGGAAUUCAAAAAGGUGGCAAGUUUUACAAAGAUAAUGUGGAAGGAAUUUUGUUUGAAUAACUGGUUUAACUACAAACGUGACUGUUUCCUUUAUUUUCCAAGUUUCUUCAUACUGUUAACAUACCCAAUUUAAAGCAACUUAUUGACUUAGUUUCCUCAACGGUUGUUUGUUAAGAAUGCUCGAGACAUUUUAAAGACAUUUGUAUAGCUAGAUUGUAAGAUGAAAUGAUUGUCACUGGUUUUUAAUAAUCUUUUCUAUAUGGCUGUUUGAAUAUUUUUAAAAUGUAAUGUUCUUUCUUUAUCUAAAAAUAGAUUCAUUGUUGGAAAAAUUCCUUAUUAAAUAAAAAUAAUACUACAACUUGAUGACAUAAAUUGUAAGUGAACAAAAUCUAGAAUGGAGUUGUUAAAUUAUAAAAAAGCAUUAGAAAGUCAAUGAAAUAACAUUAUUUUCAACCGCAGAUUUCAAAAUUUCUCAGUUUAUGGGAGGGGUGGGUUUAUUCUUUAUUUGUAGUAUAAUAACCCGAAUCAUCUUUUUCCCCUGAUCCUUUUUGGCGACUGGAAGUCAAAACACUACCUUAUUUGCAUUUUGCUAUUUAUGACAAAUAAUUUCACAUUCAGCUAUACUUUUUUCAGGUAUUAAGAAUUUAAUUUCAGGUAAUCACGCUCUGAAACAAUUAUUUAAACGUUCUUAAACUCACGUUUGCCCUUUCUACAGAAGGAGAGAUUUAUUCGUUUCAAAAUUUGCCUAUAAGUAGAUAGUGUAUGCAAAUGUUGAAUAAAGAGCCGCGGGAUCUUUAAUUUGUUUCAGAAAUCCAUAAAAAUGUGACUUGUGUAUGCAUGUUACAUGUCACAGGAAAAUAAAAACUACUUUGCUGUAUAAAUGCUUUUUUUGAAUUGGUUACAAUCUAUAUAUGUAUCAGUAUGGUGUUACUGUGACGAUGUAAGUUUGUAUUAUAAUGAUGUAAAUAAAUCAUGUAUUGAUGAUGAUAAAA